AUGAAACCUAAAAUUAUGGCCAAGAAGGAAUUGUCCAUAUUUGGAGGUUCCUCAGAAGAACACGGCUCGCUCAGGGUCGUGGCCGAUUCUCUUUGCCAAGACCUGUCCGCCAACAACCUCACAAGUACAGUCCCAUCCACAACAUCAGCAGCAAUCGAUGAAGAUAAGGCAAGCUGCCAAGACGAUAGAGCUAUUGAUACUGACAGCACUGAUUGGGAGGAUUCAAUUGAGGGGGAGAAUAGUAAGAGCGGUGUGGGUGAGACGAUGUUAUUCCAGCGCAUCCCAUUAAGACUCGACCCAGCCCCCCAACGUCAAUCUCUCAUCACUUUAGCCCUUCAGUCAAUGCAGCAUCAUGGUCUCACGCCUCGAUCUGGAAACAUCGUCCCCAAAUCGAUCUCCACUGAUGUACAUCGUGAAAGGGCCCUCUUGUCUUCCAUGACGGUCUCACCAAGCGAGUCAGAUCAGGCACCUAUAAGGCAAAAGCCUGGUGGAACUCCCACGCAGUCUCUGAAAGAUGCUGUCCGCUCAUCGGCGCAGCCUAUCCCACUCACCAGUCACGAUGUCAGCGAGCCUGUUAUCUUUUCUCCAAGAACGACCCGCCGCAAUAUGGUAACCACUGAGCUCACCGAGUCGCUACUCCGCCAACUCCUCUGGGAGAAAAUAGAAAAAACCUUAACCGCCAAUGCCGUUCUCAAGCGUCGCUAUACAUAUGGAGAUGCAACUACUUUAGGCCAAUAUCCGCAACGAUCCUAUGCCACUAAAGACAGUAGCGAUAUUGAUGCUUGCAGCUGGGAUCAGGACUUUAUUCGGGAGGCCUUCGCUGGAUAUCAUAGUAGGGGCUGGUAG
Diaporthe amygdali is the source of this 846-nucleotide messenger RNA. RefSeq lists its product as uncharacterized. Gene Ontology annotation, cellular component: cytoplasm. Gene Ontology annotation, biological process: mitochondria-nucleus signaling pathway; negative regulation of transcription by RNA polymerase II; regulation of nitrogen utilization. The transcript has a single exon. The record is from RefSeq and is a predicted model, not a curated record. NCBI's taxonomy places the organism in Eukaryota, Fungi, Ascomycota, Sordariomycetes, Diaporthales, Diaporthaceae. The coding region runs from base 1 to 846 and encodes 281 amino acids.